Messenger RNA from Musa acuminata AAA Group (dessert banana), 609 nucleotides. RefSeq names its product dehydration-responsive element-binding protein 2C-like. Gene Ontology annotation, molecular function: transcription cis-regulatory region binding; DNA-binding transcription factor activity. Gene Ontology annotation, biological process: response to stress; positive regulation of DNA-templated transcription. The record is from RefSeq and is a predicted model, not a curated record. The transcript has a single exon. Gene Ontology annotation, cellular component: nucleus. Bases 1 to 609 code for a protein of 202 amino acids. Lineage: Eukaryota; Viridiplantae; Streptophyta; Magnoliopsida; Zingiberales; Musaceae.
AUGGGACCUCAGGAGAAGCAACCAAGGAAAUGCUGCCCGCUGCGGAGAUCGAGGAAGGGGUGCAUGAAGGGCAAGGGCGGUCCCGAGAACCAGGCAUGCACGUACCGAGGGGUGCGCCAGCGGACGUGGGGCAAGUGGGUUGCGGAGAUCCGCGAGCCCAACCGCGGCGCCCGCCUGUGGCUCGGCACCUUCAGCACCGCCCUGGAGGCCGCGCAGGCCUACGACAACGCGGCCCGCUCCCUCUACGGCGACUGCGCGCGGCUGAACCUGUCCGACAGCCGCCCCUCGUCCGUGGGGGAUAACUCCACCGGGUCGACGCCGCCGCCUCCCGCUGCGGCACUCGUCAAGCCGGGCUUCCGGUCCUCGUCCUCCUGGUCCAACGAGACCAGCACCGGCGACUCACAGGCGAGCUUCCCGGACAGCAUCGGCUUGCCGGCCGCGCAUUUCUACGCCGACGGCCUCUACAGUUUCGACGAUUAUGUUUCUGGGUUGCCGAAGCCAGAGGAUUUCGGGCUGGAGGCCUUCCACAGCGUUCCAUUCUUAGACGAGCAGGAGCUCGACACACAGUUCAUGAACUUUGAACCACUGCAAGUGUCAUCGUAUUCUUAA